Molecule: messenger RNA, 1891 nt
Organism: Thermothielavioides terrestris NRRL 8126
Lineage: Eukaryota; Fungi; Ascomycota; Sordariomycetes; Sordariales; Chaetomiaceae
Exons: 1
Coding region: 411-1751 (446 amino acids)
Biological process (GO): 'de novo' cotranslational protein folding; regulation of translational fidelity
Cellular component (GO): cytosol
Molecular function (GO): ribosome binding; Hsp70 protein binding
Source: RefSeq, a predicted model, not a curated record
UAGCCGCAGAUGCGCAGCGGAGGGUUGCAGAGGGUGGGUGUUGGCUACCAUCAAAGGCGAUUCUGGUCGCGCGCAGUAGAUUCCUGUAUGCUUGGAGAGCCGCCAUUGUUCGGGUGCUGCUUCGUGCGGUCCUUGACACAGUUGUUGACAAAAGGACUUGCAAUGAUCAAACAGCCUGUGAUGAUGGCCGCGCCUCAAUGGCCCGAUGCGCAUGCGCCGGCUGGCAAUUGCAGAGCUGCCCUGGCGAUUGGUCGCGAAAACAUUUUAACGUUCUGUGAGUGGAGACAGCCAUGGGCAAGGGGCCCAGAAAAAUAUUCCCAGCAACCCAUCAGAAUGUUAAAAUUCCAGGUUGCCCCUCCAUCCCAAACGAACCUGGAACCUGCAAACGUUCCGCUGACAACGGCAACACAAUGGAGGCCACCGUUGUACCGCUGCCCCUGCCGGCUCUGCCGGAGGGCUGGGAAGCCGAGAACGGCUUCAAGGCGAUCGGCAAGAUCACCAACGAGCGCGCGACGCAGCGCACGCUCGAGCCCGUGGGCCCGUACUUCCUCGCGCACGCCCGCCGCGCCCGCCACAAGCGCACCUUCUCGGAGGACGACCGGAUACAGGCUCAGGAGCGGGCCAAGAAAGUCGAGGACGACAACGAAAGCGACAUCAGCGAGCCCGAGGACCCCAUCAUGCUGCAGCGCGACGCCAAGGACUGGAAGACGCAGGACCACUACAAGGUGCUUGGCCUGUCCAAGUACCGAUACAGGGCGACCGAGGAGCAGAUCAAGCGCGCCCAUCGCAAGAAGGUGCUGAAGCACCACCCGGACAAGAAGGCGGCCGCCGGGCGCGCCGACGAUGACAACUUCUUCAAGUGCAUCCAGAAGGCGACUGAAAUCCUGCUCGACCCGGUCAAGCGGCGCCAGUUCGACUCGGUCGACGAGGAGGCCAACGUUCCGCCGCCGACCAAGAAGCAAUUGGCUAAGGGCAACUACUACAAGCUCUGGGGCAACGUGUUCAAGUCGGAGGCGCGCUUCAGCAAGGUGCACCCGGUGCCGUCGUUCGGCGACGAGAACUCGACCAAGGAGGAGGUCGAGAACUUCUACAACUUCUGGUACAACUUCGACAGCUGGCGCUCGUUCGAGUACCUGGACGAGGACGUGCCGGACGACAACGAGAACCGCGACCAGAAGCGGCACAUGGAGCGCAAGAACGCCAACGCGCGCAAGAAGAAGAAGGCCGAAGACAACGCGCGCCUGCGGAAGCUGCUCGACGAGUGCUCGGCCGGCGACGAGCGCAUCAAGCGCUUCCGCCAGGAGGCCAACGCGGCCAAGAACAAGAAGCGGCUCGAGCGCGAGGCGGCCGAGAAGAAGGCGGCCGAGGAGGCCCGCCUGAAGAAGGAGGCCGAGGAGAGGGCGGCCAAGGAGGCCGAAGAGAAGGCCAAGGCCGAGCGCGAGGCCGCCAAGAAGGCCAAGGAGGCGGCCAAGAACGCCGUCAAGAAGAACAAGCGCGUGCUGCGCGGGUCCGUCAAGGACGCCAACUACUUCGUCGACGGCGACCCGUCCGCCGCCACCAUCGACGCCGUCCUCAACGACGUCGAGCUCGUGCAGAGCAAGAUCGACGCCGACGAGAUCGCCGCGCUGGCCGGCAAGCUUAACGGCCUGACGGUCGCCGACGAGAUCAAGGGCGUCUGGAAGGCGGAGGUCGAACGGCUCGUGGCGGCCGGGAAGCUCAAGGAGGGCGAGGUCAAGGCGCUGGUUGCAUGAGGCAUGGCAUGAGGGCAUGGCCAUUUGCGAGGCUAGAUUAGCGAUUGCUUUGGUCGCUAGCGUUAUGAUGUACGAAAAUACUGCAUGCAGCAGCCAUCUGCGUGGUCCGCCUGAUGGUCACGACGGAAAACGCAAAGAGU